Molecule: messenger RNA, 987 nt
Organism: Closterium sp. Naga37s-1
Lineage: Eukaryota; Viridiplantae; Streptophyta; Zygnematophyceae; Desmidiales; Closteriaceae
Source: the annotation of a GenBank genome assembly
AUGGCGGACCCAGCUGCCCCAUCGGACGCGGAAGUUCCGCCGCACGGCGCGGCGGCGGGCGGUUCCCGCCCCGCGGAGAAUUCCGCUACGGAAGAAGCGGAGCGUCCGGCGGAAGGAGGGGGAUUGGCGGAGGGCGCGCGAAUCGCGGCGGAAGUCGCGGCGAAGAAGGCGAAGCGCGACGCUUCGUCCUCGUCGUCUGCUGAACCCGACUCCAUCCGAGGCGAAUCCUCCGCUGCUGCUGCUGCUGCCGCUGCUGAUCCCUCCGCCGCUGCUCCCGCUGCAGCCGAGGAGUCCCAGGAAGCUUCCGCUGCUGCUCCCCCUACCGCGCCCUCUCCCGCCGCUCCCCCUGCGCGCCCGACGGUGUACAAGCUGCGCCAGGAGCACAGCGAGUUGUUCACGGAAGCUUCCGCGUACUUGCUGGGAGAGGAGGGAUGCGUGCUGGUGCUGCAGCGAGGCGACCUCACCAAGUGGUCUGUGGACGGGCGCACCGACGCUAUAGUGAAUGCAGCCAAUGAGAGAAUGCUGGGAGGAGGUGGAGUGGACGGAGCCAUCCAUAGGGCAGCAGGGCCGGGCCUGGUGAGGGAGUGCAAGGCGGUUCCGGAAGUGAGCAGAGGGGUGCGCUGCCCCACAGGGCAGGCUGUGUGCACUGGCGCGGCCGAGCUGCCAGUGAAGCAUGUGAUUCACACGGUGGGGCCCAUCUACACGUCAGCACGCUCUGCACCGCUGCUGCACUCCGCCUACGUCCGCUCCAUGGAGGAGGCCCGCAAGGUGGAUGUCAAGUUUAUCGCCUUCCCGGCAGUUUCGUGUGGCAUCUAUGGCUACCCUUUCCCUGAUGCUGCUCAGGUGUCACUCAAGGCCCUUCAAGCAACCUGUGCUGGCUUCUCAGAGGUGCAUUUCAUUCUAUUCAACGAGGAAGGCAUGGAUGCAUAUGAAGGAGCAGCAGAGGAUCUGCAGCUGCCGCCCCUUGAGAUCGAAACAGACGGCUGA